AUGACGGCGCCGGCUGCAGCCGCGGCCCGCCCGCUGUUUCCCGAGGUGUACGUCCAGCUAAAAGCGAGAAAAAGCUUCAGUUUGAAGAAGAACUUACUUUAUUUAAUUCAUUUUCUGCAUUUUAUUUCGUAUUUCAUCUCCACUGCGGACUGCGUGCUGCUGCAGCGCCCGCGAGGCGCACCCCCAGGCCGCUCAGGUGUACAUACGCCGCAAGUGAUCGCAGCAGCAGCAGCAGCGGGAGCGGGACAGCAGCAGCAAAUUAACUCUUUCUUGUCUUUUGCAGAAGCAGCGCAGCAAACAGAACAGCAGACAGAGGCCCAAGAAGACAAAGAAAAGGAGCACAAGGAAGCUGCUGCUGCUCCUGCUGCUCCUGCUGCUGCUGCUGCAAACCCGCCAGCAGCAACAUCAGAAGCGCCGGACGCAGCAGCGGCUGAGACCGCGCCUGCUGCUGCUGCUCCGGAGAAAGCAGCAGCAGCGGAAAGCCCAGCAGCAGCAGCAGCAGCAGCACCAAGCCCAGCAGCAGCAGCAGCAAAAAGCCCAGCUCCCCCUGGGACUACCUAUGAGCAGGGCCUCCGUGAGCUGCUGCAGCACAGCAAGGAGAUAGCGGAAACCCUAAAAAAGGGUUUAGGUGCUGCUGCGGGUUUGACUGCAGCAGCAAAAAUUCAAACGGAUUUAAAGAGGGAAAUAGAAAGAGACGUGGACGCCCUGAAGGCAACGCUGCAUCAGGAACACGAGAAUCUGCUGCUGCUGCAGCAGCAGCAGCAGCAGCAGCAGCAGCUGCUGCGCUCGCAGCUAGGUCAUGUCCUUCCGGUGUACAUGCGGGUGCAAACCCCACAGGCAGCAGAAAGUAUAAAAGAAAAUGUUAAUAUAAGCAAUAGCAGCCAGCAGCAGCUCACUUCGGGUGCUGCUGCUGCUGCUGCUGCUGCUGCUGCAGCUGCUGCUGCUGCUGCGUCUUUCUCUUUCUUCUUUUUGCUCUUCUAA
Eimeria tenella is the source of this 981-nucleotide messenger RNA. RefSeq lists its product as uncharacterized. The record is from RefSeq and is a predicted model, not a curated record. NCBI's taxonomy places the organism in Eukaryota, Apicomplexa, Conoidasida, Eucoccidiorida, Eimeriidae. Bases 1 to 981 code for a protein of 326 amino acids. The transcript has a single exon.